AUGGUCAGUCGUGUCUGGGACGUGAACAUCAUCCAGACGGCAGAGAAGGACUACUACGACGAAGACGCGGGCAAAUUCGUCGACGCGCUGAACAAGAGCAUAAAGGGGGCGUGGUCAGACAAAAUGCAGGAAUGGGAAGAGUGCGCCAAGAACCAGACGGCGUGCCCGGACAUGUACGUUUUAUCACAGUGGCCAGGACUCCCUGUUGGUGUUAAGUUUGAUCCAACUGACCUCGAACUGCUUGAACAUUUAGAAGGAAAGGUUGGCAGGACAGCAACCCAUGUACUAGUAGAUGGUUUUAUUCCAACCAUAGAGGAGGCCAAAGGAAUCUGCCAUACACAUCCAGAAAAUCUCCCUGGUGUCAAAUUAGACGGAAUCGCCAGUCAUUUCUUCCACAAAAUAUCAAGUGCCUACGAUGUUGGCAAGCGUAAAUGUCGCAAGAUUAGCCACAGUGACCACAUUGUUUGUGAUGAGAAUCUCAGAUGGCACAAGACUGGAAAAUCCAGAUCUAUCUUAGAUAAUAACGGUGUCAUAAAAGGGUGGAAGAAAAUAGUGGUUCUUUACAUAGGUUUUCGGAAAGGAGGUGGCAAGGUAGAAAAAACUAAUUCGAGAAUGCAUCAGUAUCACCUUGGGGUAGAUCAAGAUGAAAAGCAGGAGGAGCUUGUUGUUUCCAAAGUCUUUUAUCAUUUCUCGUCAAAUGAUGUUGGACAGCCUCUAAUUUGCAGUUGUAAUAAAGAAUACGAUUCAUUUGCUGGGGAAAAUGAUCCUACAACCCCAAUAACAUACCCUGCACAGACUCGUGGUCCAAACGGUAGCCCAUCCAUAACCGAGCAGAAUCAGGAUUCCUUCUCAGAGCAUUUAGUUAAUAGUACUGAUCUGUGGAUGAAUUAUAGGAAUCCCUCGAAACAAAGCCUUGCAAUACUGGAUCCCACUGUUGCAAUUCCUUCUCAGUUGUAG
Hordeum vulgare subsp. vulgare (domesticated barley) is the source of this 957-nucleotide messenger RNA. RefSeq names its product NAC domain-containing protein 73-like. Gene Ontology annotation, molecular function: transcription cis-regulatory region binding; DNA-binding transcription factor activity; hydrolase activity, acting on ester bonds. Lineage: Eukaryota; Viridiplantae; Streptophyta; Magnoliopsida; Poales; Poaceae. The transcript has 6 exons. The record is from RefSeq and is a predicted model, not a curated record. Gene Ontology annotation, biological process: regulation of DNA-templated transcription. Bases 1 to 957 code for a protein of 318 amino acids. Gene Ontology annotation, cellular component: nucleus.